AUGGUCCUUGCGAUAUGUCCAGUUUUGGCUGGAGAUGGAAUCCUGAAUGGUCUGCGCGGAGAAGCAAGGCGCAUAGAAGACAAGUUCACCAAUGCUGGGAUGGAACUCAAGAACGUGAGCAUUUGCUUUGACACCAGUGGGUGUCAUGGGAACCGGACCGCAUAUGUGAACAUUGUUUCCAUCCCAGCGUAUGCUGAAUGUUUUGCGAUCUUUACGUUGACCCAAGCCAAGGAGACUAUUGCACCCCGGAAAGUGGUGGUUUGCGACAUGAUGUCCGAGUUGCAGUCAGAGGCAUAUUUGGCAUGCUAUUCAGAGUGCUUCAACCCGACCAUCUUCAACUUUGCAGUGACACAGGAGUGGAAGACCGGGACUGGGCUAAUGGGCAGCAUGGCACCGAAGUUCCAAAAGGAACCAGACCUUUCAGAUGUCAUGGAGCCAAGACUUCCAGUGAUGAAGUUGUGCAAAUUGAAUCCUGAUUGGCGUGUUCGAUUGAAGAAUUUUGAUUCCAUCUUCGCAGAGUCUUCAAGGGAUGCAGCAGAAAUCCAAGUACCAACUGCUGCUGAUGCCGAGCGAGAUUUGGGGGAAGCUCCAGCGGAGCCAGUGGAGACGCCAGAUGCCAGUACAACCUGUGAGCCACCUUCCAUGACUGCCGCUGAGUUCAGGACUAAGUACCCAGAAAGCGCAAGUCCUUUGGUGGUGACAUUGAAUUUGGGCCCUGGUCAGCCCGUCACUUGUACGUUUGUGGAUGGCAAAGUUUAUUUGAGCUCGACAGCGAACACACGUAUCCUCGGUGCUUGCACGGCCAAUGCCCGACCGCUGGACUUCAUGUCGAAGGAGGCCAAUGCAAACAAGGCAGUUGAGUUCAAUUUGUCCAGCUCAAAUGAACGUGUGGUAUUGGAGGAACAGACUUCCACAGGUCUCCAGGAUGUUGGGCCGAUGUCGGUCUAUCAGCUCCUUGUCUCCUUCGAGAAGCGAGGCCAUUUGGAUCUGAAAUUGACCGGACACCAAUGCGAGCGUCCACCAGAAGUUCAGCGAGGUGAAAGAAGUGAUGCCAUCAAUGUGACUCAGGUGGAGCAUUCGGUUUUCAAACCAAACGCUGUUUUGCCCGCAAAAGCAAAAGGGACCAACAUUGCUGGUGUGAUCGGUGUGAAGUGCCUGGCAGCCUCGGAAUUUUUGGUUCUGCUAUGGCGAUCCUUGGGCAUCCGCCACUAUUCACGUGAGAAAGUACUGGGGCCUGCGAAGCCUCUUUGGUUUGCCCGCGCUGAUAUCGUGCUACGUGCAGACCACUACUACCAGGUGGCAUAG
Durusdinium trenchii is the source of this 1305-nucleotide messenger RNA. The record is from the annotation of a GenBank genome assembly. Lineage: Eukaryota; Dinophyceae; Suessiales; Symbiodiniaceae.